Messenger RNA from Penicillium brasilianum, 789 nucleotides. Lineage: Eukaryota; Fungi; Ascomycota; Eurotiomycetes; Eurotiales; Aspergillaceae. The record is from the annotation of a GenBank genome assembly.
CAGAAGCUUCCUGCUGUCAGUUCCCAUUGACUGUCGAAGUCUAUGUUGGUUCGCCUAGUAUAUAAGCUGAGUGCGUAUCCUCUUAUAUAUGAUUACUGAAGAGUGCUGUUACCGAGCAGUCUUCGCUUUCAAAUGUUAAGCUCUGGAAAGUAACAGGUGGAUGCAAGAAUGGAGUAUCAAUCUCGUUUCACUUCGCGCAGUUCCACUGCCACACAUGGAUCCUCACCCUUCUUGCCUGGAGUGGAAUAUCCAUCUUUGCCACCGGACUUAAUCAGCGGAUUGAACCACUACAUGGAUCCUCAUGGACACAGCCUGGCCACAAGCAUACCGGCAAGCAGCUCAACACCGAGCCUUGAGGGUACACCCACAGUGUCACGAGCUCCUUCAGUUACACCAACAACCCGCGAUACGAGUGAACCUAAAGCUGUGAGGCGCCGAGCUCAAAAUCGAGAAGCUCAGCGCAGAUUCCGCGAGCGCAAAGAGCAACAGAAGAAGCUUCUGCAGAAUGACGCUGAAGAGCUUCAUAAGGACUACCAGACACUACUGAAGCAAUACUCUGACACGGCUGGCGACCUCACGCGGCUCGUCAAGGAGAAUGAGACGCUUCGAGUUGAAGUGAGGGAAUUGCGCCAGCAGUGGCGCUUGUUGCUGGCAGUCCUUCAACUGUUACAAGGGUCGCAAUUACCCGGAAGCCCGCCUGAGAGUGCACUCUCUUUCGACGGCCUCCGGGUCUACGUUGAAAACUUAGCUGGUGGACUUUGUCCAAGUACGACGCGAUAUCUUAGCUGA